AUGCACUACGUGGAACACGGGACGAAGAAUGAAGCAACCGCGGCGAGUGCGAAAAAGGCUGUGGAUCUGGUUCUCGACCAGAUCGAGCAAAAUGACAAGCUUCAAGGACUCAUUGCAUACUCAGAAGGGGCGACAGUAGCUGCCUCCGUCAUAAUAGAAGAACAGCGACGGUAUAAAGAGUCCGGACGGCCAGUGCGAAUCAAAUGCGCGGUGUUCAUAUCAGGCUGGCCGGCCAUUGAUAUUCACUCGGGAAAGGUUAUUAUUCCUACAGGGCUUGAUGAUGAGGAAUAUAUCCCCGUCCCGACUUGUCAUGUUAUCGGUGCGGAGGAUGCGUUUCUAGAGGGGUCGAAGGCAUUUUUGGAUUGUGAGUGA
Aspergillus oryzae RIB40 is the source of this 372-nucleotide messenger RNA. RefSeq lists its product as uncharacterized. Bases 1 to 372 code for a protein of 123 amino acids. The transcript is spliced from 2 exons. NCBI's taxonomy places the organism in Eukaryota, Fungi, Ascomycota, Eurotiomycetes, Eurotiales, Aspergillaceae. Gene Ontology annotation, cellular component: cytoplasm; nucleus. The record is from RefSeq and is a predicted model, not a curated record.